AGUCAGUUCUUAUACUUUAUUUAUUCCUCUCUCUAAAACAAAGCAAAGGGUCAAGAAGAAGAAGAGGAAACAGAAAUACGAAUGGUGGUCAGCUAGCCGGCAAUGGAUCCAGGGUCUCGUUACCUUCACCGCACCAGGCACGUCCCUCGCCAUCCUCCUCAUACUCAACGUGAGCCUCAAUCGCAUCCCCAUCCUCAUCAUUCUUUUCCCAAUAACCUCAAUAUCUGUGCACCUCACCACUCUACCCUCCUUACUGCGCGACCACCUCUCCAACCACGACCACGUCCUCUUCCACCACAAUCUCACCACUCCCUCCCUAUCCCUCCGCAAUUCAAUCUCCCAAAUUCCCAAUUCUCCUACAAUUCUGCUAAUAUUAAUCCUAAUCACUCCAGGCCACACCCUGAUGCUCAUAAUUCCAUACAAUCGCCUCGCCUUACGCACCGGAAGCCCUUCGACGAUGACCUUCCACGUCGAUUGACUGAUUAUAUCCAAGAAAGCCGACCCGAUUUGAGGAACCCACCUAGGGUUUUGCCUGAUAGAUUUCCUGCAAGGUUGUACCCUCCUGCCAACGUGGAUCCAGAUUCAUAUCGCCGCCUGCUAGAUAACCAGCCCCUGUCUCCGAUGAAGGUUAGGAGAGAAUUAGAAGGUAGUUCUAGGUUUGUAGAGGAACGCAAACAAAGGGAAGAACUUUUACUGUGUCGUGUUGAUGAUGAUUAUCAUCAUCGCAGUCAAUUUGCAUCCACUUCAGAUAAAUGUUCAAGGGAUUUCCGGAUGGUAUCAAAUCAAACAAAUCACAGUUCGCCCUGUGAGAAUCUGCGUGGUUUUCCGUAUGAUGAUGGAAUGAAUGAGAAUCGGAGAUCGGUACAUGAUAGAGAGGUUAACAGAGAUACGCAUUAUUCCUUUAUAGAAAGGGGGAUUACUGAGAUUGAUGAUCCUGCUGAAAUUCGAGUUGCCACUCGGAAACGUGAGCAUUAUAGGAGUAGAGAAGUGAAUGCGGAAUUGGAAAGACAUAGUAGUAGGGGGAGUUAUGACUUUAGUCGCAAUCCAAGGAGGCCACCACAGAAAAAGAGUGUGCUUCUUAGGAUUCAAAAGCCUAAUUAUGGGAAUAGAGAGGAUGAAAGGGUGCAUUAUUCAGGUUAUUUUGACGAUAACAAAUCUAGUUCAUUUAGGGGUAAACAUCAGAAUUUGUACCCAAAUCAUGAGAUAGGAGAGCAAGUGAGAGAGGGAAGCCCUGUAGAGCUUGAUGUGUCUUUCAAGUCCAAUUCACUGGUAGCCACGGCUAUUGUGAUGCCUCCUUCAAGUUUUGCAGGUGUUUCUGAUUUGCAUUUGACGCCUAGGAAUGAAAAAGAAAGGAAAGCAUUGGUCCUUACUAAGGAUACUUCAAGUUCAUCAGUAAUUAAACCCAAUGAAGGCACUGUAAAAUUGGACAAUGCUGUUUCUGUAGCAAAUAAUGCUUCCAGUCCUGACAUCAACCAAAAACAGUCCAAAGUGGAAGUUACAGCUUCUGGUAUUGGUAAUGUGCAUGAUAGUAGUUCGCUGCCUGGUUCCAGUGGGACUAAAAUCUCACUUGGAAAUAAUAAAGUGGAGAGUUCUACUAAGGGUUCUGUAUUAAAUGAAGGUGGAACUAAUGUUGUUUCUGGUAAAACAUCGUCUCUCAAGGUUGCAAAGAAGAAGAAAAUUGUGAAGAGAGCCAUAAACCCUAAUUUGAGUUCUUCAAGUUCACAGCCAAGUAAUAAGUGUGAUGAAUCUGUGACAGCAGAUGGCUUUGCCCAUGGUCUACCUGCAUCCUCUGAGCCUGAAAAGAAUGCUUCUACAGCUUCAGCUGACAUUGUUGAUUCACAGCCCUGCUCAAAUGAAACAAAUAUGGUGCCUGAGACUCAGAAGGACAGAGUAGAGGGUUUUGCUAUGGUCAUGGUAUCUGAGGAUGACACAAGUACUAAUUCUGGUAGAUUAUGUCCACCUAAUGUCAGGAGAAAGAGGAGCCAUUCAACUUCUCCUCUGGGUUCUUCAAGUCAUGGAGAAGGCAAAAGUAAUUCAGUCAACUACUCGCAUGGUAUCUCAAAUACUGACAAGGAUUUUACUAAAUUACUGAGUGAAACUACUAGUUCUGACAUUGAUCAUGUUGAACCUGCCAGCAAGCAGCCUUGUCAGAAUGUGGGCUCAUUCUUGCGUGAGAGUAAUGGAGCAAGUGCAUCUCCCAACGGUUUGCCAAUGGAGACUCAUUCUGCUGAAGGCUAUGCUGAUUUUGGUUUCUCAAGUUUUAAGAAAAUUAAAAUUUAUGGGGGUCCUGCAAGUUCAUAUAAUACAACCUUGGGGUGUGAGUCUGACAGCUGUUUAAUUAACUCAUCUGAUGGGAUUACUGUUUCAAACAUUGGGACAACAGAUGUUAGUUGCAAGCAGCCCCGUAAAAAUCAGGGUAAUUCUUUAGAGGAGAAUGGUGUUGUAGAUCAGCUUCAAAAUGCUAGUUUGUCCGUAGGAAGUGGCAAAAGUUUAUGGCAAUCAAAUUUAGGGGAAAGGACAAUUCAGAAUGUUGCCACAUGUGAAAGCUCUUCCAAAGAAGUAGGUAUCGUUUUUGGUUCUGACAAUGGCCACAAUAUUUCAGGAGAGAUUAAAAUUUCCAGCCAUGAGGCUAUUGAUGAAAUUCUUGAGAGGCCAUCUUCAGAUUGUGUUAGUGUACCUCUUGAGAAUGUUCCUACAGGAGGAUCACUACAUUGUAUGAUUUCUACAGGUGGCAGCAAGGAGAAUACACCUAACAUUAAGAAGAGUAAUGAAAAGGUUGAAAUGCCUCUGUUAAAUUUGUCUAAAUCAGAGGUGAAUGACUUGUAUGUAGGGCCUGUGAAUAUGGUUACCUCUGAUUUUUGGGUGGAUGCAACCUUAAGACUGUCUUUCAAAGAUCCUACUCCAACAGAGUUUACACUUUCUGGCAAUGGCUGUAGGGAUGUUGGCUUGCGAGCGUGGACAGAUGGAAUCUGUGAUUUUCCCCAGAGAAGUUCACCUGAUGUUGUGCAGGCCAAUGUUUCAAUUAACAGCACUGUUAAUGCUAGUUCAAAUGGAACUUCACCACAGAAUCAAAAGAAAAGAAAAUUAUCUGGUAUUCGACUGGAAUCAACUUGUCCAACAGUAUCUGAUGUGUCUGAGGUACCUAUAAAUGCAGGUAUCUCAGCAUCAGCUGUAGAAGUGCCCUCCAAUUGUGGCAAUGAUCUGAUGCAACCAGAGCUAGACACCACAGUUUCUGCCAUGAAUCAUUUGUGCACUCCUGAUGUCCCUCUUUUGCAGAAGGAGAUCACUGCAUCGCUUGAUAAUUGUUGCGUGGGAGGAUGUCAUAGCACUGAGGCUUCACUUAGAGACGGUUUGAGGGGUGUUCAUUCUUGUUCUGGGGAGGAGCUGGAUGUCCAAAAAGUGCAAUCCCUUUGUCCAUCAGAACUGGAAGGAAAGCAGAUUGCAUAUACAACUCCAGUUAUGGCUGGAAGUAUUCAUCAAAAUAACAUUCAUAUAGAAAGUGGUGACGGAGAAAAAAUGGAUGUAGAUGUUGGUGCUGCAGAAGAUCAAGAUAUUGUUGACAGGGGAACAGCUCAGUGCCAAUUUCCUUCAGAACUUCAGUUUCCUGACUCAGAUGAAAGACUGCAUAGUACAGAUGUUGAUAAUGACUGUAGUGAUCAUGUGAAAAAUGAUUUGCCUUCUUUGUCAAGCAAAUUUUCUUCAUUUAGAGAUGUUAAUGAAGUUUCUACCACCAACUUCAGUGGUGAAGUUAUGGGGCUUGUGCCUGAUACAUUGUCUGAUAUGGAUCGUCUUGAAACAUUGCCUGAUGUCCCAAAUAGAUCAAACAGCCAACUUUCCAUUGAAAAGGUUGGUGGGGAUGAUGAAGUCCUACUUGGGAAGCCUCCAAUUCAAGGUGUUCCAAACAUAUCUGCUGUUGCUUGUGGUCCAUUGAAUACUGCAAUUGAUUUUAACUCAGACAAUGGAGUAGAAAAUGAUUGCUCAUUUAGUGGGAAGACAGGACUUUUUCCAUCACAGGAUUCCAGAAAUAUUACUCAAACAUUGAGUACCAUGAGUGGAGAAGUAUAUGGGAAGAAGAACCAGCGUACUCAUGCUGUUUCUAAGAUUUAUCCAGGUCGCUCAUCUGUUGUAUUUACUGCUUCAAAAAAUACAGCCUCUUUAACCAAUAUCCCAAAACCCCGAACAUGGUCUCAAACUGAUAAAUCUUCUACUUUGGCUCAGCCAGGAAACAAGGCUUUUUCAAGCACUGUUCCUACACAAUGGCAACUACCUAAAAAGAUAAAGUUCCAGAACACCUCUUACAUUCGCAAGGGUAACAGUCUUGUUAUGAAAAAUACUCCAGUUGCUGCUCAAUCUCAGGGCUUUCAUGGUUUGAGUUCUUCUGUUUAUCGGCUGAACUCUUCUGUUACAGAUGAAAUGAAGAAGAAUGCUGGAUCUGACACAAGAACUGGUUUUGCUGACCCAUCAAAUUUCAUGCGAACAGGAGUGAAUGCUGCUUUUGAGAGGCCCAGAACAGCACCAUUAGCCAGUGCCGCUAAAUUGCCAAAUCACACCACCAAUUCUCUGGGUGAUUGUAUAUCUUCCUCACUAGCUGAGCCUCUUCAUAAUUGUGCUGCUGAGACUGCACCUGAUCCUGUGACUUAUGCAGGAAGUAAUGAUAUGCUAAAGUCUUCUGAGAAUGCAAUAAUAAUUUCAGAAAAUCUUAUGACUCAAACUGGCCAAAUUAACAAUUUGGAUUCCUGUAGUGAACUAAACGAUGGGAAUGCAAUGUCUUCAAAUGCCAACGGUACAAGUCAUGUUAAGCAAAAAACAAAUCAGUUGGUUGCAACUUCAAAUCCUAGUUCAUUGUCUGUUAGUAAUGCUCGUAAUAUCCCAGCCUUACCCUCUAAUGGUUAUUACAAGAGGAGGAAAAAUCAGCUGGUUAGGACUUCAUCGGAAACUCAUGUCAAACCAAAAGUCAACAUGCCCAAUGAAAGUGUGAAUCCUGAGGGGCAAAGCCUUCAUAACAUUACUUCCAGCAGUAGUUUGAGUAAGGGACGAUCUCGUGAAGUUAUGAAAUGUAAACCUUCAAAAUUCUCUUUGGUCUGGACACUACGUAGUGAUCAAUUGUUGAAUGCUGAUGGUGAUCCAUUGCAUCAUGAGAAGGUCUUGCCCCACUUGUUUCCCUGGAAAAGAGCAACAUGCUGGAGAAGCUUCAUGCCAAUUUCUGGUGCCAAUUCCAGUAAUAAUUCCUCAUCUACAAUUAGGAAAUUGCUGCUGUCAAGAAAGAGGGAUACUGUUUACGCGAGGUCAAAACAUGGAUUUUCACUUCGAAAGUCCAAGGUAUUAAGUGUUGGUGGGUCUAGUUUAAAAUGGUCACAAUCCAUCGAAAGGCAGUCAAAGAAAGCUACUGAGGAAGCUACCCUGGCAGUUGCUGAAGCAGAGAAGCAGAAAAGAGAACAGAGAGGUGCAUCAUGUGUUGUUUCUGGGACAAAGAACAGAAAUAUUUCUUCUCGUAAGUCAGUUCAUAGUAUAAAUCUGCACCCAGGUGAAUGGAUAUUCCAAAUUGGUUCAUUUCGCUACAAAAUGGAUUCCUCAAGGCAGACCCUUCAGAGGAUAUCAGAUAAUGAGUCAUCAUACUCAGCAGCUUUUCAAAAAGAGAAAGAUUCUAAGAGACCCUAUGUACCAAGGAGAUUAGUGAUCGGCACUGAUGAAUAUGUUCGAAUUGGCAAUGACAACCAACUUGUUAGAGAUCCCAAGAAACGAACUCGUCUUUUGGCAAGUGAGAAAGUUCGAUGGAGUUUGCACACUGCUAGAUCACAAUUAGCUAGAAAGCGAAAGUAUUGUCAGUUUUUCACAAGAUUUGGCAAAUGCAACAAAGAUGAUGGAAAAUGCCCCUACAUUCAUGAUUCCUCCAAAAUUGCUGUCUGCACAAAGUUUCUAAAUGGUUUAUGUUUUAAUUCAGACUGCAAAUUGACUCACAAGGUGAUUCCAGAAAGGAUGCCAGAUUGCUCUUAUUUUUUGCAAGGUCUUUGCAGCAAUAAAAAUUGCCCAUACAGGCAUGUGCAUGUGAAUCCAAAUGCAUCUACUUGUGAAGGAUUUUUGAGGGGAUAUUGUGCUCAUGGCAAUGAGUGUCGGAAGAAGCACAGCUACGUCUGCCCCACCUACAAAGUGACAGGAUCCUGUCCUCAAGGGUCCAAAUGCAAGCUUUACCAUCCCAAGGACAGAAGCAAGGGAAAGAAAAACAAGAAAUCACGAGAGAAGAAGAACGCCCAAGGGCGAUACUUUGGUUCAAUGCAUAUAAAUCUCUCUGAACUUGGAGCUGCAGUGUCUGAAAAGCAUUCAGCACAAGAUAAUGCUAAGAUUUGCUUUGAAGGAAGAAUUCCUGAUUAUAUCUACCUUGAUGUUGGUGAUGAUACUGGAGAAAAUAGCAUUUUAGCAGAUGAGCAAACAUCCUCGAGUGAUAGUGAUGCCAUGGACUUGCAAUUAGUUAGUCUUGACGAGCUAAUUAAACCUAUUUGUAUUAUGACAACCUAACAGUAAAUAUUUAUGAAAUAUGAAAAGCCGAGUGAGAAGCAGAUAUGCCUGUGCCAUGGAGGCAUUAAUUCAGUUUGUUGUGCACGAGGUAGAUAAUCGAUUUGAGCGUUUUUCUGUCUCGUAUCUACAAUUGCAGAUGACAUUUGUUGGAAUGACCUGGGUUGGGAUGUAUUGAUUUUGUUGAGGUU
Messenger RNA from Hevea brasiliensis (rubber tree), 6701 nucleotides. RefSeq lists its product as uncharacterized. Gene Ontology annotation, cellular component: nucleus. The transcript has 10 exons. Gene Ontology annotation, molecular function: metal ion binding. The coding region runs from base 103 to 6513 and encodes 2136 amino acids. The record is from RefSeq and is a predicted model, not a curated record. Lineage: Eukaryota; Viridiplantae; Streptophyta; Magnoliopsida; Malpighiales; Euphorbiaceae.